GAACAGAGCAGAGUUCAACCAAGAGAUCACCGAAAAAGGAACAUGGACAACCUCUUCCAGAUCCUGCUUGCUCUAUUCAUCUCUGUCAUAGGUGCGCUCUACCUUCUGGGGUCAUUUCGCCGCAGACGAGCCGGAGAACCCCCUCUAGAUAAGGGCCCUAUUCCAUGGCUUGGUCAUGUGCUGGAAUUCAGAAAGGACACGGCCAAAUUCCUGCAGAGGAUGAAGGAAAAACAUGGAGAUAUUUUCACAGUGCAGCUGGGAGGCUUUUAUUUCCAUUUUAUCACAGAUCCAUUCUCCUUUGGCUCUGUGGUCAAAGAGGCCAGAACAAAGCUGGACUUUACUAAAUUUGCAGAACAACUGGUUGCGAGAGUAUUUGGUUGUCAUUCUAUAGAAAGUGACCACAAGUUUCUCCAGGCAUCAAGUACCAGACAUCUCAUGGGAGAUGGUCUGGUCGUCAUGACUCAGGCCAUGAUGUACAAUCUUCAGAAUUUGAUGCUCCACAGUGUUGGAUCUGGAGAUGACCAGAAAUGGCAAGAAACUGGACUCUUUGCAUACAGCUACAAUAUUGUGUUUCGCGCUGGGUAUCUGGCUCUGUUUGGGAACGAGUCAGACACAAGUACUGGAACUUUGGACAAAGCAAAGGAAAUCGAUCGGCAGCAUUCGAACGAACUUUUCAAGGAAUUCAGAAAAUAUGAUCAGUUAUUCCCGAAUCUGGCUUAUGGUGUCCUGGGACCCAGCGAGAAGAUGGAGGCCGAGCGUUUGAAAAGGCUGUUCUGGAGCACGCUUUCAGUAGAGAAGAUGAGAUCCAGAGACAACAUCAGCGGCUGGGUCAGUGAGCAGCAACAGAUGAGAGACGAACACGGCAUGCAGGAGUUCAUGCAGGAUCGAUACAUGUUUCUGCUUCUGUGGGCCUCUCAGGGAAACACGGGUCCUGCUGCGUUCUGGCUGCUCUUGUAUCUGAUGAAGCACCCUGACGCAAUGAACGCUGUUAAGAAAGAAGUCGAGGAGAUUCUCAAAGAAACGGGACAGGAGGUGAAACGAGACGGGCCGCUGAUUGACCUGACUAGGGACAUGCUCCUUAAAACUCCCAUCCUAGACAGCGCAGUCGAGGAGACCCUCCGUCUGACAGCUGCCCCGGUCCUUACAAGAGCUGUUUUGCAGGAUAUGACCAUCAACAUGGCCAGCGGACAAGAGUACAAGAUCCGUAAGGGUGACAGAGUGGCGGUUUUCCCCUACACAGCUGUUCAGGUAGACCCAGAAGUUUACCCAGAUCCCUACACCUUCAAGUACGACCGUUUUCUCACACCAGAUGGAAGCAAAAAGACUGAUUUCUACAAGGGUGGAAAGAAACUCAAGUACUACAACAUGCCUUGGGGAGCAGGAACCACUAUGUGUCCAGGAAGAUUCUUUGCCACAAAUGAGCUGAAGCAGUUUGUCUUUCUCAUGUUGUCCUACUUUGACUUUGAGUUGAGCAAUCUGAAUGAAGAGAUUCCAGGUAUUGAUAUCAGACGCUGGGGCUUUGGCUCCAUGCAGCCAAAUAAAGAAGUCCAAUUUAGAUACAGACUUAGAUUUUAAAAUGUGUCCUGUUAAUGUUAUUCCAUGAUCUCAUACACUGAAGCUUCAACAAUACAUAUUAUUAGGCAAUAUUACUGUAUUGUAUCUACAAUAUCCACUGUGUCCAAAAUUUUACUGGAGUGAAUUUUUUUUUUUUUUUUUUUUUUCUUAACUCACAACCAUGAAUGUCUCAACAGUUCAGUGAGCUUGCAUUUACUCUGUGUUGCCCAAAGACUGUAUCUAUGCAAAGAACAGAAGUCAUACAGCAGGAACAAGAUAUUUGUACAUAUAUGUGCUAAGAUAUAUGUGCACAAUAAAUCUGUAUGUUUAAAAAUAUCAACACAUUGUUUCGAUUGCUUAAGUGCAUAUAUAUAUAUAUAUAUUGUCUUGACUUGUGCUCAAAAGAACUCUUUAACAUAAAAGUUCAGUCUGAAAAAUGACUCAUAUACUGUCAAAUUUAUUGUCUUGACUUUUGCUCAAAAGAACUUUUUAACAUAAAAGUUCAUUCUGAAUGCCUGGAAAAAGCUGAAUAUGGUGGCAAAAUAAAACAUUGGUUCUAUCCACUUCAUUUACUGCACAAUAUAUCAGAAAUAUAGGACAGAUUGGGACUUGUCACAUGGACCAAUAUUUUUUUAGAGCAUGCUGAUUUUAAGAUUUUACAGUUAUACAUUUAUUUUCUCCAGCAGAAAAUGUAUUGGUUUCUAAUAUUUCAAAAUGGUCAACCGAAAAAACUAAUUUAAGUUUAACUAAUACAACUUGUUCAAUUGAAUGCCAGAAAAUGUUUGCAAUGACAUGAGGGGGAUGACAGAAUUUUCAUAUUUGUGUGAAGUGUCAAACUCUGUUGGAUUUCCAAUCCUAUUUAAAUUAGAAUAUUUUUGUGAAUUGCCCUCCAAACAAAAUAAAUAAAUAAAAUAAAUUAAUUAAUAAAAAAAAUGGAUUAAUUCCCAGGUAAACAACAGUGAUAAAGUGACAAAAGAGGGAUGUCUCUAUACAGAACCUGACUUUAUUUUAAAUACCUGAAAAGUCCGAAAGUCCUCGCUGUUGUAUCAGGCAAUGACUUUGCAGGCAGUGUUUUUGCAUGAAGGCACCUCAUGAAACUUAUUUUGGAAAGGCUUCUGAGGCAGAGUAAUGGUUUAAUGAUCUACAGCAAAAUAUAGAGGGCUUUGGUGAUAACUAAGUGGAUAUUUAAUUACUGCAAUAUUAAUUUCUCGCUAGAAAUGACAUAAAAAGUGGAAAACGUUGAUCAGAAACAUACAUAUACACACAAACCAACCACCGACCACAACUUUCAGACGCCAUCUUUAUUCUUUGGCUUAAUUGACACAGAAUGGAACGCACAGGAUUGUGGGAUAUCAAAGGCAGCGAAGGACACAUCUAUGCUGCCUUCAAAAAUCGGCCAGAUGAAGGCAUCUCAGGAGACAUGAACUGAAGCUAACACUCAAUUCGGUCGUUCCUUGAUGCCUUCCUACCUUGGAAUGCGUCCUCCCAAGACAGCAUUUUUCAGUUUUCGGGUGCAGCCCUUGACUGGCCUUAACUGAGGAAAGAUUCUAUAGCAGUAUUCUGUGGUUUCUGAUGUUGGUUCAUAGUGUUCUUGAUGUUGGUUCAUAGUGUUCUUGAUUGUUCCUGAAGAUAUUUACCUGUUGUUCCUACGGCUAUGGUGUGCACUGUCCAGUUUUCAUUGCCAUCAUUCCUGUAAGACAAGAGACCGUUUAUAUCUAAAUUCCUUAUCAUAAUCAAGAUGUGCACUUCUACUUAUCUGCUUAUUUUCUGCUUAAAAUAAAGCUG
Molecule: messenger RNA, 3339 nt
Organism: Carassius gibelio (silver crucian carp)
Lineage: Eukaryota; Metazoa; Chordata; Actinopteri; Cypriniformes; Cyprinidae
Product: 5-beta-cholestane-3-alpha,7-alpha-diol 12-alpha-hydroxylase-like
Exons: 1
Coding region: 43-1575 (510 amino acids)
Molecular function (GO): heme binding; iron ion binding; sterol 12-alpha-hydroxylase activity
Source: RefSeq, a predicted model, not a curated record